UGGAAACGUCCCCUGGCCGCCGGGGCCCCGCGGCUCCCGGUCCGGGGACAGGAGAGGGUGGCCUUUUCAGCAUUUCCAGGUUCUUCUGACUGUGACUGUGGUGUGAGCUGAUUAAGGGCUGUCUGGACAAAGCUGAAGACACAACCUGUGACUCCUCAACAUAUCAUCGCCUGAGAAAACAACCCUGCGCAGGAGCAGGACCAGGACAAAAUGGCUGCUUCUCAGGGCCCGCUGACCUUCAGGGAUGUGGCCGUAGACUUCUCUCAGGAGGAGUGGGAAUGCCUGGACCCCGCUCAGCGGACAUUGUACCUGGAUGUGAUGUUGGAGAACUACAGAAACCUGGUCUCCCUGGGUGAGGAUGACUUCCUUCCAGGGUUCCUCCUCCAGCCGCUGGCCAUGUCAUCUGAAGACAACCAGGACUUUUUGCGAAAGCCAGGGAUACAACAUUUAUUUCCUGAAAUAAUACUGAGUACAUCUUAUGGAUAUAGCAGUUAUCAGUGGAAUGAACAUUGGAAAAAUCUUAAGCAUGAGUCAGAUCCUAGUGAUAAUCAACUUAAUCAGCUUCCAGAGAAACAUUAUAAAAGUGGGAAAGUCUUUGACCAAAUAUCAAGUCACAAUAUACUUCAGGUUAUUCAUAUUAUGGAGAAGAUAAACAAACAAAGUAAAUCUGUCAAAUCUUUGAAGCAUUCUUCAAAUUAUACUAAACAAGAGAAUAUUCAUACUGGGAAGGAGGCUUACAAAUGGAAUCCAUAUGGGACAGUCUUCAAUCAAAUAUUAAGUGUAAGUAGACUGAAAAAAAUCUAUACUGCAAGAAAAUCUCAUACAAGUAAAGAUAAUGGUAAAACAUCUCAUUGGUAUUCAGGUUUUAUUCUAAAUCAGAGAAUUCGUAUGGGAGAGAAGACUUACAAAUGUAAAGCAUGUGGCAAAGUCUUUAAAUGGCAAUCAUGUCUUACUGUACAUGAGAAAAUUCAUACAAGGGCAAAACUGUACAAAUGCAGAGAAUGUGGAAAAUGCUUUAGUCAGUCCUCAAAAUAUACUCAACAUAAGAGAAUUCAUACUGGAGAGAAAUCUUAUAAAUGUUCAGAAUGUGGCAAAGCCUUUAGUUGCCAUUCAAAAUGUACUGAACAUCAGAGAGUUCAUACUGGAGAGAAACCAUACAAGUGUAGAGAAUGUGGCAAAGCUUUUAGCCGGUCCUCAAGCCUUACUGAACAUCAGAGAAUUCAUACUGGAGAGAAGCCAUAUAUAUGUAUACAUUGUGGCAAAGCCUUUAGCCGGUCCUCAACCCUUACUGAACAUCAGAGAAUUCAUACUGGAGAGAAAUCUUAUAAAUGUUCAGAAUGUGACAAAGCCUUUAGUUGCCCUUCAAAAUUUACUCAACAUCAGAGAGUUCAUACUGGAGAGAAACCAUACAAGUGUAGAGAAUGUGGCAAAGCUUUUAGCCGGUCCUCAAGCCUUACUGAACAUCAGAGAAUUCAUACUGGAGAGAAGCCAUAUAAAUGUAUACAGUGUGGCAAAGCCUUUAGCCGGUCCUCAAUUCUUACUGAACAUCAGAAAAUUCAUACUGGAGAGAAAUCUUAUAAAUGUUCAGAAUGCGGCAAAGCCUUUAUCUGCCAUUCUAAUCUUAUUAGACAUCAGAGAGUUCAUACUGGAGAGAAGCCAUAUAAAUGUAGAGAAUGUGGUAAAGCCUUCCGUGAUUCCUCAAAGCUUAUAGUCCAUCAAAGAAUUCAUACUGGAGAGAAGCCAUAUAAAUGUAGAGAAUGUGGCAAAGCUUUUAGCCGAUCCUCAAACCUUACUGUCCAUCAUAGAAUUCAUACUGCAAAAAUACCUUACGUAUGUAUAGAAUGUGGCAGAGUCUUUAGACAUUUCAAAACCCUUACUAAUCAUCAGCGUAGUCAUACUGAAGAUAAGUCUUAUAAAUGUGGAGAAUGUGGCAAAGCCUUCAGGCGGUCUUAUAGACUUAAAGACCAUCAGAGAAUUCAUACUGGAGAGAGACCUUAUACAUGUAGGCAUUGUGGCAGAGCCUUCAGCCAGUCCUCACACCUUACUGUCCAUCAGAGAAUUCAUACAGGAGAGAAGCCUUACCAAUGUAGAGUGUGUGACAAAACCUUUGGGCGAUCCUCAAAACUUACUGACCAUCAGACAAUUCAUACUGGAGAGAAGCCAUAUAGAUGUAUAGAAUGUGGCAAAGUCUUUAGCCAGUCCUCAGCCCUUUCUCGACAUCGGCGUGUUCAUACUGGAGAAAAGCCUUAUAAAUGUAGAAAAUGUGGCAAAGCAUUCAUCAACUCCUCUAAGCUUACUAUACAUCGAAGAAUUCAUACUGGAGAGAAGCCUUAUUAAUGUAGAGUAUGUGGCAAAGCCUUUAACCAGUCCUCAAACCUCACUGUCCACCAGAGAAUACACACUGGAGAGAGACCUUACAAAUGCAUAAAAUGUGGCAAAACUUUUAGCCAGUUAUCUGGUCUUACUUAUCAUCAGAGUUCAUACUGGAGAGAAGUCUUAUCAAUAUGGAAAAUAUGACAAAGCCUUUAACCAGGCCUCCUGCCUUAAUGUGCAUUAGAGUUCAUACAUGGGAGAAUUAUGUAAGGAGUGUGGUGGUCCUUUCGUGGCACUGGGAACAUACUCAACAAUACAGAAUUCACAAUUGGAAGAAGGCUCAUGAAUAUGAAUAAUACUAAGCCAUUCGUGUCUUAAUGUUCAUGAAAGAAUUCAUGAGUAAUGUUCAUGAGAGAGACUCUACAGAUGUAGGACUGUGCUAAAGCCUCUCAUUGGCAGUGGAAUCAAAGACAUCAGGUAAUUUGUUCUCAACAGAAGCCUAACAAAUGUGGAAAAUGUGGCAAAGCCUUUAUCUGCCCCUCAGAGAUUACUAAACAUCAAAAUUCACA
Molecule: messenger RNA, 2882 nt
Organism: Molossus molossus (Pallas's mastiff bat)
Lineage: Eukaryota; Metazoa; Chordata; Mammalia; Chiroptera; Molossidae
Product: zinc finger protein 883-like
Exons: 5
Coding region: 211-2337 (708 amino acids)
Biological process (GO): regulation of transcription by RNA polymerase II
Molecular function (GO): RNA polymerase II cis-regulatory region sequence-specific DNA binding; DNA-binding transcription factor activity, RNA polymerase II-specific
Source: RefSeq, a predicted model, not a curated record